Penicillium maclennaniae is the source of this 1833-nucleotide messenger RNA. Its product is annotated as ferric reductase family protein. The record is from RefSeq and is a predicted model, not a curated record. Lineage: Eukaryota; Fungi; Ascomycota; Eurotiomycetes; Eurotiales; Aspergillaceae. Gene Ontology annotation, cellular component: plasma membrane. Gene Ontology annotation, molecular function: ferric-chelate reductase activity. The coding region runs from base 1 to 1833 and encodes 610 amino acids. Gene Ontology annotation, biological process: iron ion transport; copper ion import; intracellular iron ion homeostasis. The transcript has a single exon.
AUGGCUGCGCCCUCUCCGCAACUUGCGGCACGAUCCUAUGGAAUCAAUGCGACCUACAUCUAUGAGUACUCUCGGGGACUGGGAGGUGUUGAUGUGCCUCGCGAUGUGAUCAUCACCCGAAUCAUCUAUUUCUCGGUCAUCAUUCUGGCAUUCGUUUUGUUCUGUAGCCGAAUCGCCCUGAUCAGCCAUUCCUACCUUCGUGAGAUCACCGCUUUGUCAGCUAGCAAGAGAGAACAGAACUUUUGGAGCCUAGAACAAUCUUCAUGGUGGCCAUUCGCCAAGAAGCAGAUCAUCUAUGCACCCCUGGGGAAGAAAAGGCACAACCGAGAAGUCCAGCUCUCCUCUGCAAUCGGCAUGGGGACCUUGCCUUCUCGAUUCCAGACCAUAUUGAUAAGCUUCUACCUGGCAAGUCAGGUGGUUUACUGUCUGUACCUCGAUUAUGGUGUUAAUGAGAAAGCUGCGCUGGUCGCAGAGCUCCGUGGGCGCUCGGGGACGCUAGCGGUCCUGAAUAUGGUACCACUGUUCCUCUUGGCAACCCGUAACAAUCCUCUCAUCGCUAUUCUGCACAUCAGCUUUGAUACUUACAACCUGAUCCAUCGCUGGCUGGGUCGCAUCGUCGUGCUUGAAGCCAUCACUCACACAGCUGCUUGGGCAGUGAACGCCUGCGACGAACAAAAUCUCACCGCCACGCUCGUACGCAUCAGAGACACCCCAUUCUUCGCCUGGGGAAUGGUCGGAACUGGGGCGAUGAUCUUCCUCGUCUUACACUCUCCUUCGCCUAUUCGCCAUGCGUUCUAUGAGACAUUCCUUCAUCUUCACCAGCUUGCCGCAUUAUUGGCCUUCAUCGGUGUAUACGCUCACCUGAGUCUGGAUAGUCUUCCUCAGCGGAGCUGGGCCCAUGCCAUCGCGGUAAUCUGGCUCACGGAGCGCUGUAUACGCCUCCUCCGACUCGCGCACCUGAACCUCUCAUCCCGCAAUGGUAGCACAAAGAUGACUGUCCAGGCCCUUCCCGGCGAAGCAUGCCGAGUGACUUUCCACCUCCCAAAGCGCGUGAACAUCUCACCCGGCUGCCAUGUCUUUGCCUAUAUUCCUUGCGUAUCAUGGUGGAUGUCACACCCCUUCUCAAUAGCUUGGUUCGAACCCGGCACAAAUGCCAAAGCCGUCACACCCUCAGCCCUUGAGAAACAAUCAUUCGAAACGGACACCUACUUCGAUCCACCUACCCAAACGACAAAAGUCUCUCUCAUCAUCAGUGCCCGCCAAGGCAUGACCCGCCGCCUAUACGAUCUCGCCCGCAGCAAACCAGACCAAAUCCUCCGCGCUCCGGGGUACAUCGAAGGUCCCUACGGCAGCCACCCAGUUAGCAUGCCCAGCUACGGGACAGCCGUGCUCUUCUCCGCCGGUGCAGGCAUUACGCACCACCUGCUAUACACGCGCGACCUCCUCGAACGCGCCUCGACAUCACGCGCUGCCACCCGACGCAUCUAUCUCAUCUGGUCUGUUCGUUCAACUGAUCACCUCGCCUGGGUCAGCCAGUGGAUGGACCAGAUCUUGCGCAUGCCCUGCCGUCGCGACAUCCUUGUCGUCAAACUAUUCGUAUCGAAACCACGACGCCCUGCAGAUAUCAUCUCCCCGUCUGCGACGGUGCAAAUGCUAUCGGGUCGGUGUCGUCCCGAUGUCGUGCUCGAUGAGAUUCUUCCUAAACGCGUGGGUGCGACUGUGGUUUCUGUCUGUGGACCUGGAGCGUUCGCGGAUGAAGUGCGGGCUGCGACAAGAGAUAGAAUUGGGAAAGGGGCUGUGGUUGAUUUCACGGAGGAGGCCUUUACAUGGUAG